Messenger RNA from Rhododendron vialii, 2538 nucleotides. RefSeq names its product acyl-CoA-binding domain-containing protein 4-like. The transcript has 18 exons. Gene Ontology annotation, biological process: lipid transport. The coding region runs from base 170 to 2203 and encodes 677 amino acids. Lineage: Eukaryota; Viridiplantae; Streptophyta; Magnoliopsida; Ericales; Ericaceae. Gene Ontology annotation, cellular component: cytosol. Gene Ontology annotation, molecular function: protein binding; fatty-acyl-CoA binding. The record is from RefSeq and is a predicted model, not a curated record.
AUCUAUAAAUAGUCGCCCCCUUGGGCUUGGCCCCCAUUCAAUUCAAUUCAAAACCUCCGUUUUGGUUUUCCUUUGCGUUUUCCAAGUAGCAUAAUUUAUUGGACAUACUCCAAACUUCAAUUGAUUAUCGAUCUGAUUGGUCUCUCUCUGAUCCGAUCUGGUCUGCGAAAUGAAGGAGAUGGCUCGGGCGAGCUCCGGCCUCGCCUACCCGGAGAGGUUCUACGCCGCCGCCUCCUACGUCGGCUUCGGCGGAUCUCCGAAUCCUUCCUCCAAGAGCGUCACCUCCAAGUUCUCCAACGACGUCGCUUUGCUCCUCUACGCCCUCUACCAGCAGGCAACUUUAGGCCCCUGUACGAUACCGAAACCUAGAGGUUGGAGUCCUAUUGAACAAGGCAAAUGGACAAGCUGGCAGGGACUUGGAACCAUGGCUUCCACAGAAGCAAUGCGUCUCUUUGUAAAGAUACUGGAGGAAGAAGAUCCAGGGUGGUAUUCAAGGGUAUCGAAUUUUGUUGCAGAGCCUGUUUUAGAUGUGGAAGUAAAUCACAAUCCAAAAGUUGAGGCAGUUAUGCAGAAUGGAAACGCUCAUCCUGAGACAAAGACUAAUCCUGAGACAAAAACUAUUCCCAUUGAAAACGGAAGCAUGUUGCAAAGUCAAGAUAAAGGUGUUGCAUUGGAUUGUCUUGGUUCUAUUAGUCUCUAUGAUCAAUGGGUUGGACCUCCAGUGAAUGGUCCACGCCCAAAAGCACGAUACGAGCAUGGAGCUGCAGUUAUUGAUGACAAGAUGUAUGUAUUUGGCGGAAAUCACAAUGGACGUUACCUUAAUGAUCUUCAGGUUCUAGAUUUGAGAAGUUUUACUUGGUCCAGGGUAGAAGUUAAAUCUGGAGCGGAGUCUCUAGAAUCACCUUCUUCCUUACCAGUGCCUCCCUGUGCUGGCCAUUCCCUGAUACCGUGGGGCACAGAUAAGCUUCUUUCAGUAGCUGGACAUACGAAAGAUCAGUCCGAAGCUAUCCAAGUAAAGGUCUUCGAUCUUCAAACUGGUACUUGGUCAACCUUGAAGACUUACGGGAAGCCACCGGUUUCACGCGGAGGCCAAUCUGUGACCGUUGUUGGCUCAAGUUUAAUCAUAUUUGGUGGACAAGACGCAAAGAGAUCCCUUCUGAAUGACCUGCACCUUCUUGACUUGGAAACCUUGACAUGGGAUGAAAUAGAUGCGGUGGGGGUGCCGCCUUCCCCAAGGUCCGAUCAUGCUGCUGCAGUACAUGCAGAACGUUACCUUCUUAUUUUUGGUGGGGGUUCACAUGCUACUUGCUUCAACGAUCUGCAUGUUCUUGAUUUACAAGCGAUGGAAUGGUCAAGACCAAAACAACAGGGUGAGAUACCAAGUCCUCGGGCCGGCCAUGCAGGUGUCACAGUUGGGGAGAACUGGUUUAUUGUUGGUGGUGGUGACAAUACAACUGGGGCCUCAGAAACCGUUGUCCUCAACAUGUCUACACUUGUUUGGUCUGUUGUAACUACUAUUCCAGGACGCGUUCCUCUUGCUAGUGAGGGCUUGAGUUUGGUCUUGAGCUCGUACAAUGGUGAAGAUAUCCUAAUAUCUUUUGGAGGUUACAACGGGCGUUACAACAACGAGGCUCAUGUCCUUAAACCGAGUCAUAAAUCAACCUUGCAAUCAAAGAAGGUGGAGACUGUACCUGACAGUGUAUUGGCUGUUCAAAAUGCAACAAAUGCCACCAGAGACAUGGAGUCGGAGGGCCAAGAAGGGAAAAUAAGGGAGAUCGUCAUGGACAAUGUUGAUUCAGAGCCCAAGAUAACCAAUGAAGAAAGUCUUUUAUCAGCACUCAAGUCAGAGAAGGAGGAAUUAGAAUCAUCACUCAACAAGGAGAAGAUGCUGUCGCUCCAGCUAAAGCAAGAGUUAACUGAAGCUGAGACACGAAACACAGAUCUUUAUAAGGAGCUCCAAUCUGUUCGUGGUCAGCUUGCUACUGAGCAGUCUAGAUGUUUCAAACUCGAGGUUGAUGUAGCAGAACUACGACAAAAGCUGCAAACAAUGGAGACAUUACAAAAAGAACUUGAACUUCUCCAACGACAGAAAGCUGCUUCCGAACAAGCUGCUGCCUUAAAUGCAAAACAGAGGCAGAGCUCAGGCGGUGUGUGGGGUUGGCUUGCUGGAGCCCCUCCGAGCCAAAAAUCCGACGAUGACUGAAAAUAUAGAACCCCAAAAUACAUGAUAAGUGCUAUUUUUGGGACUCAUUCAUCCAUUUUUUUCCUGGUUCUUAAAGUAAUUUCAUUGGCAAGUCUUUAACCCUGUUCUUUUGAGAUGUGGAAAUAAGAUGUUCAGUUUCUCUCUCGGCUAAAGGAAACAUAUAGUGCCCUGUACACCAAUACAUGUUUGUAAUUUCAGCUGUGUAAUUAAACUUUUCUGUUCAGAUUUUCAUCAGUCAUUUUGUAUUUAUUGCAAAGAAAAUACCAAGUGGACGGAUAGAAUACCAUUAUUUGCAGAUUUACUUGAUGAUUAUAACAUUUUCGCAAGUUUCUUUU